AACAAACAAAUCGACUGCGACCUAUCGACUUUUUUACACAUAAAUUCCGAUUAGUCCGCCAAAUUUCAGUAAUUUGCAAUACAAGCUACAAACAUCAUUUUAAAUUUCCUCUUUAAUAUUAUACGAUUGCAAUUAUGGUCGAAAGAAUUGAAGAUCUGAAUUUGCCCAACGCUGUUAUAUCACGACUUCUCAAAGAGGCCUUGCCCGAUGGAGCCAAUGUUUCCAAAGAGGCUAGGGCAGCCAUUGCAAGAGCCGCAUCCGUUUUUGUUAUAUUCCUGACAUCCACCUCAACAUCAUUGGCCCGCAAACAAAAUCACAAAACCAUAACUGCCUCAAACAUAUUGGAUGCUCUGAAACAAUUGGAGUUUGAGAGUUUUGUUGAUCCGCUGACCAAAGAUUUAGAUGCCUAUCGAAAAGUGGUAAAAGACAAGAAGGACAAAGCAAAGAAAGACAGCGCAGUGGCAGAGAAUGGCGAUAAGGAUGCGGCGUAGCUAUAGACUGAAAUUGGAUUGUAAUUUGUUAUAAUUAAAUUUAAACUUUUAUGGAGAUUACUAAUAAAAGAGCUAAAAUGCAUAAGUAAACGAA
Messenger RNA from Stomoxys calcitrans (stable fly), 585 nucleotides. RefSeq names its product DNA polymerase epsilon subunit 3 (gene Chrac-14). The record is from RefSeq and is a predicted model, not a curated record. The transcript has a single exon. Gene Ontology annotation, cellular component: epsilon DNA polymerase complex; CHRAC. Gene Ontology annotation, biological process: DNA damage response; heterochromatin formation; leading strand elongation. The coding region runs from base 135 to 491 and encodes 118 amino acids. Gene Ontology annotation, molecular function: protein heterodimerization activity; chromatin DNA binding. NCBI's taxonomy places the organism in Eukaryota, Metazoa, Arthropoda, Insecta, Diptera, Muscidae.